Zingiber officinale is the source of this 2454-nucleotide messenger RNA. RefSeq names its product transcription initiation factor TFIID subunit 12b-like. Lineage: Eukaryota; Viridiplantae; Streptophyta; Magnoliopsida; Zingiberales; Zingiberaceae. Gene Ontology annotation, molecular function: DNA binding; TBP-class protein binding; protein heterodimerization activity. The transcript has 9 exons. The record is from RefSeq and is a predicted model, not a curated record. Gene Ontology annotation, cellular component: transcription factor TFIID complex; SAGA complex; SLIK (SAGA-like) complex. Gene Ontology annotation, biological process: RNA polymerase II preinitiation complex assembly; DNA-templated transcription initiation. The coding region runs from base 184 to 1995 and encodes 603 amino acids.
UAUUUUGUUCUUGAACGAGCGUGAUUGGUCUAUUAAGAACACCUUAUAAAUUUCUUUAAUCAUUGUCUUUGAUAGCGAACACUCGAUCUCCUUCUUGUCGAGUCCUCGAUCGCUCGAUUCGGCGCCGCUGGGGAGGGAGAGAGAGAGAGAGAGAGAGAGAGAGAGAGAGAGCAGGCGAUUGGCAUGGCGGAGAAUUCUGCGUCCGCUUCGCCUAGCAAGGUUCCGGCUAGCGGCGGCGAUGCCGAAAUCGCGCCGGCCAACUCCAACCCUAACAUGCCGUCCCCGCAUAUUCCCCCUUCCCCAUCCAUGGGCGUCGGUGACCUAUCCCAGAUCAACUCCCCCCAAUUGUCUCAGUCCCAUGCUCUCAGCCCCGCCGCUGCCCUAGAUUACGCCUCCAAGCAGCAGAUCAUCCAAUCACAGCAACAGCAGCCGUCGUCGCCGUCGCAGCAACCCCAGUCUCAGGCGCAGAUCCAGAGCCAGCAGCAGCAGCAGAAGCAGCAAGCUCAGCAGCCAAAUAUGAACUUCCAGAUGCAGCAGAGCCUCCAGCGGUCCGGAUCGAUGCCGCGGCUGAGCCAGAUCCAGCAGCAGUUCGGAGCCUCUGCGGCCGCUGGCGCGAUGCGGCAGCAUGCAGGGAUGUACGGCGGGCAGAUGAAUCUUGGUGGCGCCCAGAUCCAGCAGCAGCAGCUGGCUGCCGCCGCUGCUGCUGGAGGGAUGGGUCGUUCAGGGAUUAUUACACAAGCGGCUCAGCUACCGAUGCUACCUGGGCAGACUACUCAGCAUUUCAAUAUGCAGUCUCAGAUGCUCACUCAGCCAAGGCAGAAAAGCUUACUUCAAACUGGUCAGUUCAAUCCAGGAAAUUCUUCUGCCCAAGCCUUGCAAGGAAUGCAGAAUAUGGGUAUGAUCAGUAACCUUAGCAUGAACCCACAACUAAGAGCAUAUGGCCAACGCAUUGCGCAUGGGCAGAUGAGACAGCAACAACUACAGCAACAAAUAGCCCUUACAUCACCUCAGAAGCUACCUGGUCAAAGCUUACCUAGGACACCUUCAGCUGCUGCACUCAACUCCCAGGUGUCUGGUUUGAUGCAAAAUGGACAAUCAACAAUGGUUCAAACAACUCUUUCUCAGCAGCAGCAGCAGUGGUUGAAACAUCUACAACCAUCAUUGCCUUCUCCAGUUUCUCCUUCGUAUCAUCUUCAGCAACAAAGGCAGCAACAAUCAUUCUUGCCACAACAACUAGCUUCAUCACAGCACCACCAGAAGCCCAUGGCCCUGACACAACAGCAGAUCUCUCAACUGAUGCAACAGCAGCCACAACCGCAGCUAGGAGGUCAGCAACAGCAUUUGCUACACCAGCAGCAGCUUCAACAAAUUCAACAGUUACAGCAACAACAGCAAUUGCAAUCUCCAAGACUUGCUGGUCAUGCAGUCCAAAAUCCUUUAUCUUUGAGCGGAUCACAAGAAGAGGCACCUGCUUCUGGAGUGACAGGUGGAAAUUCUAGUCAAGGAACAGAAGCAACUAAUCAACUUCUUGGAAAGCGAAAGAUACAUGAUCUAGUUAUGCAGGUAGAUCCUCAUGGUAAACUGGAUCCUGAAGUUGAGGACCUCCUCUUGCAAAUAGCUGAUGACUUCAUUGACUCGGUUACUACAUUUGCUUGCAGUCUGGCGAAACAUCGCAAAUCUUCCACCUUGGACACUAAGGAUGUACUGCUUCACCUAGAAAAAAAUUGGAACUUGAGUGUUCCAGGUUAUUCAAGGGAGGAAAGGAAAUACCCAAGAACAUCAUUAUCUUUGGAUAUCCACAAGAGGCGACGGGUGAUACGAGAGUCAGCAGAAACACAUCUAUCGGAAGGAGAUGUAGGUGGUUCUAAAGUCACAAAUAAGCAACUGGUAAACAAUUCUGGGAGUGAUCAUCCAAUAAAUCCUUCGUCCGUCGCAGAGCAGUUAUCUCUUCCUGUGGUUGGCUCACAAAUUGCACACAAACCGCAGAGAUUUUAGUUGCACAUCAGAAUCAGUAAACUUACAGUCUUCCCUCCCCCCACAAUUAACUUGAUUUUUGGAUUGUACAUUUAUUCCAAUUGAAAAGGUGAUGCCAAGAUUUUCUACCGAGUAAUAUCCAGUGAUUCAUGGAAUCGAAGCCAGCCACAAUUCUAAGAAAUAUGCAACUAGUGCAAGACCUUAAAUAGUAGAGGCAUCUGAUAAUUAGCUUCUAGGAUUUGUUUUCUUUUCAUUUGUAGGCUUAAUUAGGGAGCAAUUGAAUCAUUAUUUGGAACAGGGAGAAAUUCUUGGGCUGAGCUUGCUAAGUGGAAUCACAUUUGUUCAUAAAUAAAUUGAGGGAUUGUAGUGGAUCUUCAUUCUUCAGGAAGGAAAGCACAUGUACCUGUUGAUGUUUUGAUCUUUUGUAUCGAAAUUUAUGGUGUCAAUUCAGUGACUUUUUUUUUUCUUCUGAUUUGAAAA